Molecule: messenger RNA, 1590 nt
Organism: Gadus macrocephalus (Pacific cod)
Lineage: Eukaryota; Metazoa; Chordata; Actinopteri; Gadiformes; Gadidae
Gene: tle5
Product: TLE family member 5, transcriptional modulator
Exons: 7
Coding region: 945-1535 (196 amino acids)
Biological process (GO): regulation of DNA-templated transcription; negative regulation of canonical Wnt signaling pathway
Cellular component (GO): transcription regulator complex; nucleus
Molecular function (GO): protein binding; transcription corepressor activity
Source: RefSeq, a predicted model, not a curated record
GAAUGUACCGUCCUCAGAUCUCAUGUUGUAAGUCUUUGUGGGGCGUUUUGCAGCGUCGCGCCUAGCCCCAGGAAUGACUUCUCGGUUUAACACUAUUGACAAAUCGAGACUGUUUCACUGAAACUCCGCAGAGGAGAACUGAUCAGUUUGACAACCGCUGGAAUUAUUUCAUUUCAAGUACAUUUGCGCUCGAAACGUUAACAUUUAGUUGCGCCCUAUACUUUGUCUUUAAUUCCACCGAGUCAGUAUUGUCUUGUGUGAGCAAUCGGGAUUCAACUUCAGCGCAACCGGAGACAUUUUGUUAUUUUUGAAAAUCAGACUUUCUCUCUGACGGUCUGCAGCCUGUUUUUGAUUGAGAUUGUUACGACUGGUGGCAAGUGGAGUGAAAUACGCUGUCAAGUAGACCAGAGCAACGAUAUAGCGGGCAAAAGCUUACCAAGCACUGUGUAUACCGUGCAUCGGUACACAAUAAUAACACGGCGUACCACAAGUACGUUCCGGGGGCAGAAAGCGUACAACGGUGAUGAAUCAUUUGCCGUGGCAGCUUUUGAACAUUUAGCAUAGCUAGCUUCGUUGUGACACCGUGGGUUGUGGUGUUCUCGCUCAUUUUUGCGGCGAACAGAUCGUUGGGAUACACGCAGCACCGCGCAUAGCGAACGGUUUAGAAGAGUCGUCCUCCAGACCCGCAAAGCGUCCUGCAUUCGCGUUCCGUCGUCUGCGAAGUGUACCGCCGUGUUUUCAGGGGACGAACCGCUAGCCACCGUUAGCUUGCCUUCCUGCUAUCGCUGGUCAACCCGUGUGUGUCUCUGCUCGGGCUAGCUUGCAUCAGCUAGCUGUGGACAAAGGACCAACAAGGCAAGGCAAAAGCAAUAGCAGAGCCAGCUUUUUUUAAUAUCUUUAAACAUUCAUCAUAUCAAGGAACGGAAAACAAACAAGGGAUUGACAUGAUGUUUCCACAAUCCAGACAUUCAGCUUCAUCACAGCAGCUGAAGUUCACAACCUCAGACUCCUGUGACAGGAUCAAGGAUGAGUUCCAGUUCCUCCAAGCACAGUACCACAGUUUAAAGCUGGAGUGUGACAAGCUGGCCAGUGAAAAGUCAGAGAUGCAGCGCCACUACAUCAUGUACUAUGAGAUGUCCUAUGGAUUGAACAUUGAGAUGCACAAACAGGCUGAGAUAGUGAAGCGGUUGAACGGGAUCUGCGCCCAAGUCCUCCCCUACCUGUCCCAGGAGCACCAGCAGCAGGUCCUAGGGGCCAUAGAGAGGGCCAAGCAGGUCACCCCCCCAGAGAUGAACUCCAUCAUCAGGCAGCAGCUCCAGGCUCACCAGCUGUCCCAGCUCCAGGGGCUGGCCCUGCCCAUGACUCCCCUGCCUCUGGGCCUGAGCCAGCCGGCCCUGCCCGCCGUCACCACCUCGUCCGGCCUCUUCUCCCUCUCCUCCAUCCUGGCCUCCCAGGCCCAGCUGGCCAAGGAGGAGAAGGCCUCCCGCGACGGGGCCGACAGCCACCGCGACGACGACGGGGACAAGUCCGAUUAGAGACCGCCAUCACCCCUCGCUCCUCCCUCCCUCCCUCCCUCCCUCUAUCCCCACC